AUGAGAAACUCAUCUAUCCUUAAACUUGUCUGCCUGUUUGCUUUGAUGUCCUUCAGUUACUCUCAAUACUUCUGCGUGGACUCUGAAGAUUGCUUUGCCAACCAAAUUUGCGAUGAAAACAUCUGUUCUUAUUAACCCGUUGAUAUCUUCUUCGAAACUGAUGAUGCUCUGCUUUCUCUUUAAGGUGGCUCAAAGAGUUGCACUAAGCCAUCUGACUGCAAUGGAGGCAGAGUUUGCUUCAAGGGCUAUUGCCAAUUCAAGAAUUUACUUCUUGCUUUGUUCAAUGACCAUCCUAACUUCGACUUCGCUCAAGGAAUCGUUAAGGACGUCAAUGCAAAGAUUGAUCCAUUCGGUAAUUUCCAAAACUGA
This is a messenger RNA of Stylonychia lemnae, 369 nucleotides long. The record is from the annotation of a GenBank genome assembly. Lineage: Eukaryota; Ciliophora; Spirotrichea; Sporadotrichida; Oxytrichidae.